Calliphora vicina (urban bluebottle blowfly) is the source of this 759-nucleotide messenger RNA. RefSeq names its product metallo-beta-lactamase domain-containing protein 1. Bases 72 to 719 code for a protein of 215 amino acids. The record is from RefSeq and is a predicted model, not a curated record. Lineage: Eukaryota; Metazoa; Arthropoda; Insecta; Diptera; Calliphoridae. The transcript has a single exon.
UUUUUUUUGGGUAAAACAAAUUUGGCGCGUGUAAACAAAAGUUGUGAAGCUAAUUGGAAAAAGUAAAAAUUAUGUUUAAUAAGGUGCAUAUUUUAUCUGUGGGAUAUUCACGAAGUGAUCCAUUGGAUUCAAAUGUUAUGCUUGCAAAUUGUACCUCGACUUUAAUCAAAACACGUUGCGGAAAAAAUAUAAUUGUUGAUACGAUGACUGCUUGGGAUGGCGAGGUUAUUGUAAAGGCCCUAAAACAACAUUCCCUGGAACCUAAAGAUAUAAAUUACGUUGUUUGCACUCAUGGCCACUCAGAUCAUAUUGGAUGUAAUUAUCUUUUUACAAAUGCCGACUUGCAUUUUGUGGCUUCGUGUAUGUCUUACCGGGAUAAGUAUCCCAACUACGACUGGGUGCAACCAUAUUCGUUGAUUGUUGGUGAAGUCGAAAUAAUUCGUACUCCAGGCCAUACUUCAGAUUGUGUUAGUUUGCUAGUUAACAACACCGAUCUGGGUGGCACUGUUGGUGUAUGUGGCGAUUUAUUUGAAAAUGGCCAAGAUGUAUGGGAUUCUCAAAUAUGGACAAAUGCUGGAUCGGAAAACCAAAAACUGCAGAAAGAAAAUCGUUUAAUGUUGGCUAAAUUAUGUUCAUAUAUAAUUCCGGGACAUGGAAAUGGUUUUAUUGUUACAGAUGAUAUUAGAAAUAAGCUUCAACAAGAUUUCAAUGAAAUUUAAAUCAAAAUAAAGAACAUACAAGAAUUCCAUAAUGAGGUAA